AUGCUUAAUGCUUCUCCUAAGUUGCAAAUCCUCAAACUCACCGACCUAGAUAUGUAUUCUAACAAAGGAAAUCGGAUAAGCCACAAAUGGACUCAGCCGAAAUGUGUACCAGAAUGUUUGUUGUUCCAUCUUGAGACAAUCAUUUGGAUAGGAUACGAAUGGCAACCAAAAGAUGAGAAAGAAGUGGCCACAUACAUCCUCAGAAACACAAGACGGCUGAAGAAAGCAACUUUCUCCACAAAACCCAUCGAACCCGGAAAGCUCAAUAAAUUGGAAAAGAGACGUAGGAUGCUCGACGAGUUGGCGACUGUGGACAAGGCUUCAAAUUCAUGUCAUUUUGUGUUUGAAUCCAUGUAA
Molecule: messenger RNA, 357 nt
Organism: Camelina sativa (false flax)
Lineage: Eukaryota; Viridiplantae; Streptophyta; Magnoliopsida; Brassicales; Brassicaceae
Product: putative F-box/FBD/LRR-repeat protein At3g49040
Source: RefSeq, a predicted model, not a curated record